Cyphellophora europaea CBS 101466 is the source of this 1578-nucleotide messenger RNA. RefSeq lists its product as uncharacterized. The transcript is spliced from 3 exons. The record is from RefSeq and is a predicted model, not a curated record. Gene Ontology annotation, molecular function: dipeptide transmembrane transporter activity; allantoate transmembrane transporter activity. Gene Ontology annotation, cellular component: plasma membrane. Gene Ontology annotation, biological process: allantoate transport; dipeptide transport; transmembrane transport. Bases 1 to 1578 code for a protein of 525 amino acids. Lineage: Eukaryota; Fungi; Ascomycota; Eurotiomycetes; Chaetothyriales; Cyphellophoraceae.
AUGGCGGACGAAAAGAAGAUCGUCGACGUCGAGGACGACUCCCACCGCACCCCGUCGCCAGUCAACCCAGAGAAGCGGCAGUCGUUACCCAACGCCAGCAAGGCCUCGCAGCGCGUCCUCGCCCAUUCUCACGAUGCCGAUGAGGCGAUGAAGGCAUUUGAGUCCGGCGAGAUCAUCGAGAUUGAUGAAGCUACUAAUAAGCGGCUGUUACGGGCCAUCGACUGGCACCUGCUUCCUCUGAUGUGCUGUGUUUAUGGUUUGAAUUACCUAGAUAAGACUACGUUGAGUUAUGCUUCGAUCAUGGGCAUCAAGAAGGAUAUCGGCUUGGUUGGAGAUGAUUAUCAGUGGUUAGGAUCUAUGUUCUACUUCGGUUAUCUGGGCUGGGAAUAUCCAACUAAUCGCCUGCUGCAACGCCUGCCACUGGGCAAGUACAGCGCCUUCAAUGUUGUCAUGUGGGGGACCGUACUUGCACUACACGCCACUGUCUGGUCCUUUGGCUCCGCCGUCGCCGCUCGCUUCUUCCUCGGUGUCUUUGAAGCUGCCGUCACGCCUGGUUUUGCGCUCCUUACAUCGCAAUGGUACACCAAGCGUGAGCAAGGCGCUCGAACAGGCCUGUGGUUUUCCUUCAACGGCAUGGGACAGAUCUUUGGUGGUGUCGUGGCGUAUGGAAUCAACGUUGGCGCAGAAAAGACCGGGUCCGCCAUUGCUCCCUGGAAGAUCGUGUUUCUGGUCAAUGGCCUGUUGACGGCCUGUUUGGGCGUUGUCUUUUUCUUCGUCAUUCCGGACAACCAGUUGAACGCGCGGUGGCUGAAGCCAAAGGACCGGGUGUUGGCUAUUGCAAGAGUAAGAGUGAAUCAGCAGGGAAUCGGCAACAAGCAUUUCAAGUGGUAUCAGCUCAAGGAGGCGUUGCUCGACCCUAUGACUUGGGCAUUCGUGUUCUACGCCCUUGUGGCUGAUAUUCCAAAUGGUGGCAUCUCGAAUUUCUUCUCCCAACUGAUCGUCUCCUUCGGCUACACACCUUCGCAGUCGCUGCUGUACGGCACUCCCGGCGGCGCCGUGGAAGUGGUAGCACUCAUUUUCUGCGGCUGGCUAGGCGACCGCAUUGGUAACCGCAUCCUCGUCAGCCUUAUCGGCCUGACAGCCGCGUUGAUCGGCGUAAUCCUGAUCGUCGCGCUCCCACUCAGCAACAAUGGCGGUCGCCUAGCAGGCUACUACCUCACACAGGCAUCCCCGACGCCGUUCGUGGCCAUUCUCAGCCUCAUCGCCACGAAUGUCGCCGGUUAUACCAAGAAGACCACGAUCGCCGCCCUGUACCUGAUCGGAUACUGUGUCGGCAACAUCAUCGGACCGCAGACGUUCAGACCGAAGGACGCGCCGCGCUAUGUACCGGCGGAGAUCACCAUUAUCGCCUGCUGGGGUGUGUGCAUGUUGGACAUGCUCUUCAUGUACUUCUGGUACCGAAGGAUGAACGCGCAGAAGGCGAGGGUCAGAGCAGAGCCCGAGUACGUCAAGCUGGAGAAUCAGGAGUGGUUGGAUUUGACCGACAAGGAGAAUCCUGAGUUCACCUACGCUCUGUAA